CACCUGAAGUCAUCCACAACCAGAGGGACCAUGAAGCUCGCCUUGGUCAUCGUUUGGCUGCUUGCAGCUGCUGCAUCAGGGACCAUUGAGAAGAGGGUUACUGGGAGUAAAUCCUGUAAGACGGACAGACAGUACCAUGUGCAGAUACAGUCUCUUCAGGAGGGAAAGUCCUGUGGUGGUUCUCUGCUCAACACCCGCUGGGUCAUCACAGCGUCUCACUGUGCUGAACAGGCUGUGAAACUCAGGCUCGGUGUAAACAAUAAUGUGUCAUUUUUAAAAAAAAUUUGGUCGUACUUGAAGGGAAAGUCUAAAAAUUUGGAGCAGAUCAUCAAUACCGAGAUGCAGUUCACUUACAAAGACGAGGAGGGGAAGGCCCAUGACAUCAUGCUCAUCAAACUGAACGAGGACGUGUCUGCCAAGCUGCCCACCAUCGAGCUGCCCCCCGCCGAUUGCUCCAAACCAGAGAUAGACCAGGAGGUUGAGAUCGGAGGCUGGGGAGCCAAGAAAUUUGACAUCUUACACAACAAACUGCCCAAGAGUCUGAAGUGUGCCACCACAAAGCUUAGCACGUGUGGUGAGAAUGAUACACCUGGGGCUCAAUAUGCCAACACUGAAGACUCCACCAUGUGUGCCUUUAAGCCUGGGGUGGACGUCUGCUUCGGUGACGGUGGCUCAGCUGUGGAGUACAACAACCUCUUACAAGGGAUCAUUGUGAGCAACCCUGUAGACGAGUGUGCAAAAACCAUUGUCAUGGUCAACAUCUGUCACUACAGGAAGUGGAUUGAUGAAACCAUGAAGACAAACGCAUGAGUGAACCUCACACACUAAUUCAGAGAGUAUGAUUACUCUCUAAUCAAUAUCACCUCACAACUUUCUUUUACCAUAGUUUACUUUAGAUUUAAACUGGAAAGAGCAAUGCCAAAUAUAGUUUGACUGUACAAAGAUUAGAUUUUACAUUGUGCAGGGAAAAUAGACUUUUCAACAGCAACCAGCACAUUGGGCCUCAUUCACCAACCGUUCCUUCGAAGAAAUUACUUCUUAAAACACACUUCAGCUGUGGGUUUACGGAGAUUCUGACAUUCAGCAGUGUUUUCUUUGCUGGGAUUUGUUCUUAUGUAAGAACUGAAUCUACACACACUGAUGAGCACUCAUACACAUACUUGACAAUUGAAAGGUGUGGGUAAAAUAAUCAGUUAAUUUUAAUUCUACAGUUGAUUUAAAUAACAAAUACAGCUUUCCCUGAAUGUACUGGAUUCCAUGCAUUGUUUGUGGUAUUUUAUGUCGACAAAAUAUAACUUCAUUAAAUCAUUCCUGACUUCUUAAAUGUUCUUUUCAGUAUCUGUGAUUUCUCUCUGUGCACAGGGCACUGUAGUGUCAUGCACUUCUAUGGGAAAACAUGGCAGUCAUCAAUAUAAGAACACAGACGCAAACAAUUUUGCCAAGUUUUCUUGGGUAUAUUUAAAAAAAAAAAAAAAAAACUGAUUUAAGAAGAUUUGGUGAAUGAGGUCCAUUGUUUGUGUAUUUACGACCACCAGGUAUCAUACAUACUUCUCUUUCAAGUUAAUGUUGUAGGCUUUGUUUGUAAAAGAAAAUUGUAUCCAUGAAUAAAAAGUGGUGUGUCCCAGUUCACAGCUCAAGUGUUAUUUGUUAUAUCUCAAGUAUGUUUGAAUGUCAAAUGUCACAUUUGCUCAAAGUUCAACUACUCUUGAGUUCUGGUCAAACUUUAACUUUAUAGUGUCAAGUCACUUCGCAGAAGAAGUAAAAGCCACAAAGCCCCACAGUUUUAGUUAUGAGCAAGGGUAGAAAAAUAGAAUUUCACAUAACUUUCUUUAAGCAUGGAAAUCGAACGUUACUAUUGAAUACUCACCUAAAUAGAAAUUCUAUAUUUAUGCCUCAGGCUUUAAGAGAUUAUUCUUGUGUCCUUGGUGUCACUGCACCAUAGAUAUUGUGUUUGACCAUUACUGUUCAGGGUCACUGUUAAUUAUAAAGCUAAAUUAUAACAAUUAAAAUUGUUUAAUUUACA
Paralichthys olivaceus (Japanese flounder) is the source of this 2023-nucleotide messenger RNA. RefSeq names its product trypsin-like. Gene Ontology annotation, molecular function: serine-type endopeptidase activity. Gene Ontology annotation, biological process: proteolysis. The record is from RefSeq and is a predicted model, not a curated record. Lineage: Eukaryota; Metazoa; Chordata; Actinopteri; Pleuronectiformes; Paralichthyidae.